Molecule: messenger RNA, 1804 nt
Organism: Coccomyxa subellipsoidea C-169
Lineage: Eukaryota; Viridiplantae; Chlorophyta; Trebouxiophyceae; Coccomyxaceae
Product: 3-ketoacyl-ACP-synthase
Exons: 10
Coding region: 180-1574 (464 amino acids)
Biological process (GO): fatty acid biosynthetic process
Molecular function (GO): 3-oxoacyl-[acyl-carrier-protein] synthase activity
Source: RefSeq, a predicted model, not a curated record
GUCACUUACUAGUACACUUCGUGCGACAUUCUGUGCAUAGACGUCGUUCCUGUGAAGAUCCCAGCACCAGGCAGCUCCUUACAUUUUUGGGAUUGGCCAGUGGCAUAGUACGAGCAAAAUCUGGCAAGCCCGCGGGAGCAAAUUCCUGGAGGAGUGCUUGCUGAUCAUUUUAUAUUGUUAUGGCUUUGAAGCCGCCCGCUGGGCAACUGCUGCGGGGAACUUCUGUCAAUGGGCGCUGCUGCUUUGUCAAAACAACGAAAAAGAUCCGUCAUGCUAGGCGAAUUCAGGCUGCUUCAUGCAGCCAGAAUGGCAAUGGAAAACCCGAGAGAAGGGUAGUGGUGACGGGGAUGGGAGUGGUCAGCUGCCUUGGUCAUGACCCCGAUGAGUUCUACAACAACCUGCUCGAGGGGAAGAGCGGUGUGUCCCAGAUCGACUCCUUCUCUGUCGAGGGCUACUCGACCCGAUUUGCUGGAGAGAUAAAGGGAUUCCAGUGCAACGGCUACGUCACAAAAAAGAACGAGCGGCGCAUGGACAACUGCAUAAAGUACACCAUGGUCGCCGGCAAAAAGGCGCUGCAGAGUGCUGGAUUCAGCCUGGAGCCCGGGAGCUUUGACGGGCUCGAUCUCAGCAAGUGUGGCAUCCUGAUCGGAACAGCCAUGGGCGGCAUGGCCACCUUCAGCAACGCAGUGGAGGACCUCACACAGAAGGGUUUCCGGCGCAUGAACCCAUUCUGCAUACCGUUUGCGAUCACCAACAUGUCGGGUGCGCUGCUGGCCAUGGACGUGGGAUUCAUGGGGCCCAACUACUCCAUCUCAACCGCAUGCGCCACCGGCAACUACUGCAUCCUCAGCGCGGCGGACCACAUCCGUAACGGGGAUGCGGAUCUGAUGCUGGCCGGCGGCGCUGACGCGGCUAUAAUCCCCUCGGGCAUCGGGGGAUUUAUAGCGUGCCGCGCGCUGUCGCAGCGCAACGAGGACCCCGCUCGCGCCAGCCGCCCCUGGGACCGUAACCGGGAUGGUUUUGUCAUGGGCGAGGGCGCAGGCGUGCUGGUGCUGGAGGAGCUGGAGCAUGCGAAGGCGAGGGGCGCGCCAAUUCUGGCGGAGUUCCUGGGCGGAAGCUGCACCUGCGACGCUCACCACAUGACCGAGCCCCAGCCGCAGGGAAAGGGCGUCCUGCUCUGCAUACAAAAAUCUCUGGAGCAGGCCGGCAUCUCACCAGAGGAGGUCAACUACGUCAACGCCCAUGCAACCUCAACACAGGCGGGUGACCUGGCGGAGUACCGGGCAAUCCGGGCGGCGUUCCCGGGCAGCGAUUUGCGCAUCAACGGAACCAAGUCCAUGAUCGGGCACCUGCUCGGAGCCGCCGGCGCAGUUGAAGCCAUCGCUACCAUUCAAGCCAUCCGCACCGGCUACCUGCAUCCCACGAUAAAUGUGGAGGACCCCGAGGAUGAAGUGGACAUGGGGGUCAUUGUGGGCGCGUCUAAACAGGCGAUGGAUGUCAACGUCGCACUCUCAAACUCCUUCGGCUUUGGCGGCCACAACUCGUCCAUCCUCUUCCGCGCGUACAAGGAGUAGUAAUGCUGCAGGCGAGAAAGACAAACACACAAUCCAGUUAGGAACACGUGAAGCUGCAUGCAAUGUCAUCUGAAGUUGUGACCCACCUGCUACUGAAGCUGCAGGCCAGACUCCUGUCAGUCGAGACAGAAGAGUAGAGGUGACAGACUGAGAGGAGUGAUGCUGCGCGGCUUCGCUCCCUGUAGGGCAUGCCUCCUAGGGGAGAAUACUGGGGUCGUCGUGGGCGCCUC